CCUCUCUUCAGGCCCCCCUCUUCAGGCCCCCCUCUUCAGGCCCCCCUCUUCAGGGCCCCCUCUUCAGGCCCCCUCUUCAGGCCCCCCUCUUCAGGCCCCCCUCUUCAGGCCCCUCUCUUCAGGCCCCCCUCUUCAGGCCCCCCUCUUCAGGCCCCCCUCUUCAGGGCCCCCUCUUCAGGCCCCCUCUUCAGGCCCCCCUCUUCAGGCCCCCCUCUUCAGGCCCCCCUCUUCAGGCCCCCCUCUUCAGGCCCCCCUCUUCAGCCCCCCUCUUCAGGCCCCCUCUUCAGGCCCACCUCUUCAGGCCCCCCUCUUCAGGCCCCCCUCUUCAGGGCCCCCUCUUCAGGCCCCCCUCUUCAGGCCCCCCUCUUCAGGCCCCCCUCUUCAGGCCCCCUCUUCAGGCCCCCCUCUUCAGGCCCCCCUCUUCAGGGCCCCCUCUUCAGGCCCCCCUCUUCAGGCCCAUCUCUUCAGGCCCCCCUCUUCAGGCCCCCCUCUUCAGGCCCCCUCUUCAGGCCCCCCUCUUCAGGCCCCCCUCUUCAGGCCCAUCUCUUCAGGCCCCCCUCUUCAGGCCCCCCUCUUCAGGCCCCCCUCUUCAGGCCCCCUCUUCAGGCCCCCUCUUCAGGCCCCCCUCUUCAGGCCCCCCUCUUCAGGCCCCCCUCUUCAGGCCCCCCUCUUCAGGCCCCC
Messenger RNA from Volvox carteri f. nagariensis, 681 nucleotides. RefSeq lists its product as uncharacterized. The transcript has a single exon. NCBI's taxonomy places the organism in Eukaryota, Viridiplantae, Chlorophyta, Chlorophyceae, Chlamydomonadales, Volvocaceae. The record is from RefSeq and is a predicted model, not a curated record. The annotation marks the transcript as partial.